Molecule: messenger RNA, 1103 nt
Organism: Syngnathus typhle (broad-nosed pipefish)
Lineage: Eukaryota; Metazoa; Chordata; Actinopteri; Syngnathiformes; Syngnathidae
Gene: prxl2c
Product: peroxiredoxin like 2C
Exons: 6
Coding region: 77-757 (226 amino acids)
Source: RefSeq, a predicted model, not a curated record
UGGUCGAGUGACGCGCAAAAAUUGGGCGCGGCUUUCCAGCCUGCUGAACGUCUAAAAAUACUCCCAAGGGGAGAAAAUGGCAGAAGUUAAGUUGCCCAUAACUCGACAAAUCGAGAGAGAAAAUACUCAAGAAAGUGGAUCUUCUCCGAUUAACGUGCACCUCCGAGACGUGGACGAUUGUUUCAUUUACGACCGUCACGGAACGCCCAUCCCGUUCAAGAGUUUGUAUCAAGAUAGGAAGUCGAUCAUUAUUUUUGUACGGAAUUUCUUAUGUUACAGCUGUAAAGACUACGUGGAUGAUCUGAGCAAAGUACCCAAAGAGGUACUGGAGGAUGCAAAGGUUGAUCUAGUUGUCAUUGGACAAUCCGCUCAUCAUCACAUACAGCCUUUCUGCUCACUAACAGGAUACGCUCAUGAGAUCUAUGUGGACCCCAAUAGGGUAAUUUACCAUAAGCUCGGAAUGAAACGAGAAGAGAAGUUUACAGUGUCAGCCCAACCGAGUCCUCAUGUCAAGUCUGGUAUCUUCAUGGGUCAAAUGAAGAGUAUCUGGAGAGCCAUGACGAGUCCUGUAUUCGACUUCCAGGGUGAUCUUCAUCAGCAAGGUGGUGCUAUCAUUGCUGGACCGGGUUCUCAAUUGCGCUUCUGUCAUUUUGACACGAACCAUCUGGACCACAUGCCAAUUAACUGGCUGCUGCAGCUCGCCGGAGUUCAUCACACCCUGAACUUCAGCAAAGAACCAAAGGUCAUCCAUGUGUAACGGGCUCACCUGCCCAAAGUGGAACCAUUCGCUUUGGCUUUGCAACCUGGAAGUUAGCAGUACUGUGCUGGGGAAAAAAAACAUUCUGGCAAUACUCACCAAUGUUCCAAUCCCCACUUGGCUGCAAAAUACCUGAUUAAGUUGGACAUAUCUUUGUGCCUCACUGCUGAAUGAAUGAAUGAAUGAAUGAAUGAAUGAAUGAAUGAAUGAAUGAAUGAAUGAAUGAAUGAAUGAAUGAAUGAAUGAAUGAAUGAAUGAAUGGAAAUAUACUAUAUACACAUUUUAAUGAUGUGCUUGAACAGUACCCGAGGGUCCGUAUACAUAUUAAAACAUAUUUUGAUGCGUU